Gigantopelta aegis is the source of this 2551-nucleotide messenger RNA. RefSeq lists its product as uncharacterized. The transcript has 2 exons. NCBI's taxonomy places the organism in Eukaryota, Metazoa, Mollusca, Gastropoda, Neomphalida, Peltospiridae. The coding region runs from base 278 to 1249 and encodes 323 amino acids. The record is from RefSeq and is a predicted model, not a curated record.
CGUAACUAUGCUUAUUUAUCACUUUCCAUUUCAUACAGGACAUAUUUUAUAAUUCUCGUCACUUGUUCUUAGUUAAAACAAUGACCAACGAGGUAACAGUAUAUUAGUUUCUAAAAUAAUUGGGUAUUAAUGCUAUUUGACGACGCAUGUGUGGAAAUAAAAUUUGAGCCGUCAACAGACUGACAACUUGAUUAUUAGUUGAUGAGCCUUAAGGUUAUCAAAGCUGAUUAAUUUACCUGUGUAAUAUAAAUUCUAAACUGCACAGGUAUUAAGAACUAUGGUUGCAGAUAAAGCAGCUCCUUACCCAGGGUAUGACCCGACAGGAUCUUACAGAACUCCACGACCAGCAGCUCGUGUUAAACCAGAAGCAGAGGAGAACGCCAGGAAACACAAAGGAUGCAUCAACCUGUUUGAUGCCAACAACCCUGGUCCUCCUCAACCUCCUCCACCAGAGCCAAAAUGUCCCUCGGACAGUGCAAGACGCAACUAUGAACUUGGAAGGUCAGGAAACGUGGGUUCCUUGUUAUCACAAGGACAGUCACAGUCACAUUCAUCAGCAGUGGACUACAGUCCGGCGCCGAGAGUCAAACCUGAAGCCGAGGAGAUUGCAGAAGCCAAUAAGGGCAAAGGAAUAGCUAAUCUCUUCAGUAACUAUGGACAUCUCCCUCCCUCCAGUCGACCUCCCGGCCGAGUUAAAGAUGAAGGGUCGGUCAGUGCUUCCUUGGACCUUGGAGGAAGGAUGAACAGUUUGUUGCAUAACCCAAAGGAGAUUCCAGAGUCUCCGAAACCUCAACCGCGGAUAAAACUGGAAGGCUCUCAGAAUGCUUCACUGGGUGCUGGUGCACAGAUGGGGAAGGUGAUGGGCAGGUACGGAGAAACCCCACGUUCUACUAGAGGUGUUCCUCGCGUCAAACCAGAAGCAGCAGACAUUGCAGAGCUGGACAAGGGUAAACGGGUAAACACUCUGUUCCAAAACUACGGGAAGCAACCGUCAUCUGGACGUCCGGAGCCACGGGUAAAAGCUGAAGGAUCCGAGCAGGCGAAUCUCGAUAAAGGAGGCAGAAUGUCUCGACUGAUGCAUGAAGGUGACCGUCUGCCCAGUGACCCCAAACCACCACCGCGGGCCGCGUCUGCUUCUGGACAUCGCAAUAUUAAAAAGAACAGAGGAACCAUCAGCCAGUUGUUUAGCGAGGCAUCAAAAUGGCAGGUUGUUCAAAAGCCUGGUAUCAGAGGCACCAAAGUUACCUGAACCCAGCAUUAGCAGCCAUUCUGCUCAGUGUGUAUAGUUAUUGUUUUAAAUCAUCCCUCAGUCCUUUUAUUACAAGUGAUAUCCUAAUGUACAGUCAAACAAACCUUAGUUGAACCUGUACCGAUAUAUGAAAUGUGCCUUUAAUUCCUCAAUUUGUAGAAACAGGCCAUAAUUGCACCUGUGUGCCUGUGCGUCAAUGUGUAGUAAGAAGCCUUAGUUGCACUGGUAUGUGAAAUGUGUGUGACUGUGCCUAAAUUAUGUAGAAAGAAGCUUUGGUUGUGCCUGUAUGUGAAAUGUACCUUUCCCUUAAUUUGUAGAAACAAGCCUUAAUUGCACCAAUAUGUGCUUGUUGCCUUGAUAUGUAGAAAGAAGCAUUAGUUGCACCUGUAUGUGAAAUGUGCCUUUUCUUCCAUUUUGUAGAAACAAGCCUUAAUUGCACCUAUGUGUGCCUGUGCCUCGAUAUGUAGAAAGCUUUAUGUGAAAUGUCUUUCUUUCAUGUGUAUGAUGUGAAAUGUACCUCUCAAUCUGCAGCAGCAAGCUUUAGUUGCAGUUAUAUGUGAAAUGUCCGUGUACUUCAAUUAGUAGAACCAAGCCUUAGUUUUACCUUUAUACAUGUGCCUUUGCAUCAAUUUGAAAACUAGUCAGUCUAGAUUUGUAGAAAAAGGUCGUAGUUGCCCAGGCAUGAAAUUUACCUGUCUCAGUUUGUAGGAAGACGCCUUAGUUGACCCGUAAAUAAAAUGUAUUCGUCUCAAUAUGAAGAAAAUGCCUUAGUUGCCCGUGCAUGAAAUUUACCUGCCUCAGUUUGUAGGAAGACGCCUUAGUUGCCCCAUAUAUAAAAUAUAUUUGUCUCAAUAUGUAGAAAAGGCCUUAGUUGCCUCUAUAUAUGAAAUGUAUCUCUAUUUGUAGAAGAAAACCUUAGUUGUCCCGUUUCGUCUGUUUGAAGAAAAAGCAUUAUUUGGCCCAUUAUGAAAUGUAUUUGGCUUGAUUUGUAAGAAGUCUUGGUUGCAUCUGUAUAUGAAGUGUCCUUCUGCUUUGAUUUGUAGAAUGGAGCUUUAGGAAAAUGAUAACUGUUUUGUAACAGUUAUUUGUGAAUUAUUUUGUUACGAUUAUUGUUCAGUGGUGACUGGUUUUACACAAAAGUGACUCACAUCCUUUUCAAACAAAACCAUCCAACUACAAAAAAAAUCAGUUAUUUUAGUGGUGGUGGGGGGAGAGACACUGGACGUAAACACACAUCAUUUCUGUGAUAAUAUUGUCACUGUAUUGUUAUUAUUUUGUACAUCAAAUACAUAAUAUACUUAA